Stegastes partitus (bicolor damselfish) is the source of this 3801-nucleotide messenger RNA. It is a transcript of the gene med16, whose product is annotated as mediator complex subunit 16. NCBI's taxonomy places the organism in Eukaryota, Metazoa, Chordata, Actinopteri, Pomacentridae. Gene Ontology annotation, cellular component: mediator complex. Bases 204 to 2705 code for a protein of 833 amino acids. Gene Ontology annotation, molecular function: protein binding. The record is from RefSeq and is a predicted model, not a curated record. The transcript is spliced from 16 exons. Gene Ontology annotation, biological process: positive regulation of DNA-templated transcription.
ACUGAUGCUAACAGUCUCCGGUACUUUAGACUCCCGGUACCGAAGCUGAAAUUGCCUCCGGUUCAGUUCGAGUUUCUGCUUCAAAGCUUCAUUCGGUGUUUUUAUAAAAACCGACACAUUUUUAUUUCAAACUUCGUUGCUGGAGCGGAAAACAGACGGUGAGGCGUCAUCUGGCCUCCAGUUUUUUCUUCUGUGGUUCCAUCAUGGAGCUGGCGUAUGUGUGUGAGUGGGAGAAGCGUCCAAAGAGCACCCACUGUCCGUCCAUCCCGCUGGUCUGCUCCUGGUCCUGCAGGAACCUGGUGGCCUUCAGCACUGACCUGAAGAACGACGAUGAUGACAAGGAUGUGAGUCACAUGAUCCACAUCAUCGACACCGAGCAUCCCUGGGAUGUUUACUCCAUCAACUCUGGACACACUGAGGUCAUUUCCUGUCUGGAGUGGGACCAAUCAGGCUCGAGGCUGCUGUCUGCAGAUGGCGACGGUCAGAUUAAAUGCUGGUCGAUGUCGGACCACCUGGUAAACAGCUGGGAGAGCGUCCUGUCCAGCUCUCUGGACGGAGACCCCAUCGUGGCGCUGAGCUGGCUGCACAACGGAGUCAAACUGGCACUGCACGUCGAAAUGUCUGGUUCUACCAACUUUGGGGAGAAGUUCUCCCGGGUGAAGUUCUCUCCGUCUCUGACCCUGUUUGGCGGGAAGCCGAUGGAGGGCUGGCUGGCGGUGACAGUGAGCGGUUUGGUCACCGUGUCGCUGCUGAAGCCGGGCGGCGCUUUGUUGACGGCCAGCGAGAGUCUGUGUCGGCUAAGAGGACGAGUGGCGUUAGCUGACAUCGCCUUCACUGGAGGAGGGAACAUCGUGGUGGCGGCAACAGAUGGCAGCAGCUCCUCCCCCGUCCAGUUCUACAAGGUAGUGGUGAGUGUGGUGAACGAGAAGUGCCGCAUUGACACUGAACUGCUGCCGUCGUUGUUCCUGCGCUGCACCACUGACCCACUGAGGAGGGAAAAAUACCCGGCAGUCACUCACCUCAAGUUCCUCACCAGGGAGAACUCUGAGCAGGUUCUGCUGUGUGCGUCCAAUCAGAGCGGCAGCAUCGUGGAGUGCUGGUCUCUGAGGAAGGAGGGGCUCCCUGUCAACAACAUUUUCCAGCACCGAUCACCAGUUGUUGGGGAGAAGCAGCCGACAAUCCUGAAAUGGCGAAUCCUGACGACCACCAAUGAUCUGGAGCGAGUGUCAGCCGUCGCUCUGCCCAAACUGCCCAUCUCCAUCUCCAACACUGACCUGAAGGUGGCGUCGGACACCAAGUUCUGCCCUGGGCUCGGUCUGGCCCUGGCGUUUCAUGACGGCAGCAUCCAGAUCCUCCACCGUCUGUCCCUCCACACCAUGGGAGUGUUCUACGGUUCCUCGUCCUCCGCCCAGCGGCCUGGAGACGAGUCCACCAUCAAACGCCAGAGAACCGCAGGCCCCGCCCUCCACUUCAAGGCCCUGCAGUUCUCCUGGACCUCAUUGGCUCUGGCUGGAGUUGACAACCACGGCAAGCUCCACAUGCUGCGGGUGUCACCCUCUAUGGGGCAGGUGCUGGAGAUGAACACGACACUGCGCCACCUGCUGUUCCUGCUGGAGUACUGCAUGGUGACGGGCUACGACUGGUGGGACGUGCUGCUGCAUGUGCAGCCCAGCAUGGUGCACAACCUGGUGGAGAAGCUGCACGAGGAGUACAUGAGGCAGAACCAGGCGCUGCAGCAGGUUCUGGCGACUCGCAUCGUGGCGGUGAAGGCGUCUCUUUGUAAACUCUCCACGGCGACAGCAGCCCGAGCAUGUGACUUCCACGCCAAACUACUGCUGAUCGCCAUCAGUGCCACCUUAAAGUCUCUGCUGAGGCCACACGUCCUCAACACACCUGACAAGAGUCCAGGUGAUCGGCUGACCGAGAUCUGUGCCAAGAACACCGACACAGAUAUCGAUAAGGUGAUGAUCAACCUGAAGACAGAGGAGUUUGUGUUGGACGGUCCCCCCCUGCAGUCCCUGCAGCAGCUCAUCCAGUGGGUCGGAGACUUUGUCCUUUACCUGCUGGCCAACCUGCCCAACCAGGGCUCCAUGGUCCGGCCCGGGUUCGGCUUCAUGAGGGACGGGGCGUCUCUGGGGAUGCUGAGGGAGAUGCUGGUGAUGAUCCGGAUCUGGGGUCUGCUGAAGCCCGGCUGCCUGCCCACCUUCACGGCCACGUCAGACAGCCAGGACAACAUGCAGCUGCUGUUCAAACUGCUCACCAAGCUGUGGCUCUGCUCGCGGGAUGAUGGACCCCCCCAGGACCCCGACGAGAGUCUGAUUGAUGAGUGCUGCCUGCUGCCCAGUCAGCUGCUGGUUCCCAGUAUGGACUGGCUCCCAGUAAACGACGGCGUCAUCGUGAAGCUGCAGGGAAAGCACCCGCUCAGGCUACAGUUUGGAAAGGCGUCAUCGCUGCCCGGAGCCGGAACCACUGCCCCGCUGGAGGUCUUCACCAGGAGUCCUGGUUCCCAGAAGAUGGACAACCUGCGCUGUGUUCACAUGGGAGUUUGUCCCACUGAGGAGAGUAAAGCCUGCACCAGGUGUGGCUGCGUGACAAUGCUUCGUUCUCCCAACAAGACCAACGCUAUGAAGCAGUGGGAGCAGCGCUGGAUCAAGAACUGUCUGUGUGGAGGCCUGUGGAGGCGGAUCCCCCCUACACUCACCUGAGUGCACAACAGGUGACCUCACCUGGACGCUCUCUAAGAUGAACUCAUGUUGUCUGGCUGGCUUUAGACGGGUAGAUCACCAUGGUAACUGGGAUACCUGAUGCUGCAGGUGACCUUCAGGUGAUCAGAUGAGUCACCUCACACACGGUUUCAUUCUCAGAAUGGCAGCUGUCUGUUAAACAGCUGGUUUUAGCUGCGUUUGGAUCACAUACUUUUUAUUCUUAGCUUUAGAAUCUACUGCAGCUGCCCUCACAGUAUUUACUGUUUCAUGCAGCCAGGCUACAAAUGGACACACGGAUUCUUCAUCAUAAUGGACCUUAACCUCUGAACGUCUGCAGUGUGAAAUGAGCUUCACCUAUUUCUACAAACUCUAACGUCCUACCGGAGGCAGUAGACCAUGCAGGUGUAUUUAUACCACAUUUGGCCACGUAUCUGGAUGAACCGAAUCUGUUUUUGCAGUACGAUAUAGUUUUCCAGGAUGGAUGUUGGAAUGCAUCCUUUGUUUUUGCUUCUGUCUUCUUCUACUCUGUUUAUUAACGUAUGCUACAGCGCCACCUUCUGACAGCACUCCACAGCCGGGAUUAUUCACUCCAAAGCACUUAAUAGAACAAGAAUAAUUCACAAUUUCCUGUUUCUAAAGUUGGCUUCAGAUUCAGUUUACAGUUCCAUCAGUGUCACUGUCACAGGCCAAUUUUCAGCUGAUUAUUCUGAACGUGAGUCAUUUUAAACUGACCAUGAAAUAUGAAAUACACAUGAAAGGAUGAGUUUAAUACUUUAACCCAGUUUCUGAUUUAUCUGUGGAAACUGUCAGGAGUAACCUGAAUCAUGAAUAACCUGCAUCAGACAGAGCAUGCUCAGUAGCAGCUCAGACUGCUGACUGUUCUCUUCCUAAUGUCGGACUGUCUGCAGGAGUAGUCAGAUUCAGGACUCCGCUGUUCUAAAAACUCUGCUCUUAUUAACAACAUGAACAAGGAGAGCCGAGUCAGAACCAGCUAUGGUUCCAGUUUAUUACCAGGAUGGUGAAGUUUAGCAUCAGAGCUGCAGAUCCAACUGUAAAUAGAAUCUUUUUUCUAAUAAAACGAAUACACUGAGCACCA